AUGUUAACGACAAGAUUCAUUGUGGCUGUUUUACUCCUUAUCUGUUGUCUUGCAAUCACUCAAUGUCAAAAUGAUGCGACUAGAGUUUUACUCGAGAAAAUGCCCAAGAGGGGACAAGAACGCAUACGUAAAUAUGUAUCGGCAGGCCUAGCUAUGCAGCAGCGAAAACAAAAUGACUCGGAGACAGAUUGGUCUAGUUCGUCAGAAAUAAAUGACACCAGCAGUAGUGCAUCGAUUCAACCAAGCACGGCCAGCGAAUCGAAAGAGUCAAAAAAACAUCGACGCCAUCGGGGUCUGGAAAAAAAUCUUCGAGACGUUCUUCGAUACUCACUGAGAGAAGGAUUCGAAGGUAUCAGCUAUACACGCCCAAUUCCAAGUGAUACAUGCGGGCGACAACAGAUUUCGCCGAAGUUCUCAGAACGUAUUCUUGGUGGAUUUGAAGCAGUGGCUCACUCGUGGCCAUGGCAAGUUUUAUAUGAACAAAGUGGAACUUGUGGAGGUACUUUGAUAGAUGAAAAUUAUGUUCUAACAGCUGCUCAUUGUAUCAGUACGAAAGAUCCGUCCUUGAUCNACAAAUUUCAGAUAGACAUACCCAUGGCCACGAGUGAGCCACUGCUUCAAAUCCACCAAGAAUACGUUCUGAGAACUUCGGCGAAAUGUGUUGUCGCCCGCAUGUAUCACUUGGAAUUGGGGGUGUAUAGCUGA
Molecule: messenger RNA, 705 nt
Organism: Rotaria socialis
Lineage: Eukaryota; Metazoa; Rotifera; Eurotatoria; Philodinida; Philodinidae
Source: the annotation of a GenBank genome assembly